This is a messenger RNA of Volvox carteri f. nagariensis, 820 nucleotides long. RefSeq lists its product as uncharacterized. The record is from RefSeq and is a predicted model, not a curated record. Bases 38 to 820 code for a protein of 260 amino acids. The transcript is spliced from 2 exons. Lineage: Eukaryota; Viridiplantae; Chlorophyta; Chlorophyceae; Chlamydomonadales; Volvocaceae.
CACCAUAGCUCUGCGUUACGUCUUAUUUUGAUGAGAAAUGCAGCUACAAGCAUUUAACCAAUCGCGUUGCAAGCCAGCCGGCUUGGUGCGCGGCAGCCGCCACGCUUUCAUCCCAAUUCGUUGCAGUGCCGCAUCUUCUUAUAGCUGCAAUGCAGCUUCUAGCUCUUCUGCUGGCCGCCUUCCCUUGACACGCCCAGCCCGGCCGUCCAUGGGGGCGCCAAGGCCCCUGCGUCGGAGCACUCCUAUCUGCCAGUCCGUUGCCAACGGGAAGCUUAUCUCAAGCACUGAAGUGCCAGCAUUCAUUCCACGUGAUGACAUGAUGGAUCAAUUGUUCCGGUGGAGCAUGAUGGAGGCUGGCGAGAGUGGCCAGCGCAACUUUGGCAUGCCCAUGACAAUUGCGCCAGUCUACUAUGAGGAGCGGCUAUGGGGCUUCAAUGUGUCGAUCUUCAAGGAAGGCGUCAAGCUGACGGACCUGGGCGUCAUGUUCGAUAAGAACGCUGUCACCAAGCAUGAGUGGGUUGGCCGCGGCGAGGACGGUUUCCCGGUUAUGGAGGGCAAGUCCGAUGAAGUCAAGGGGAAGAACUUUGAGAUCUGCCCAUUGUUUCACUCUCAUGUGAUCACAACAGCGCCCUUUCACAGCGAUGAGGAUUGUAUCGCAACAGGACGUAUGUAUGUAUGUAUGUAUCGCAACAGGAAACUGGACAGCGACCCCGUCACCGAGGACCUCCGCGCAACCAUCCGCGCGUACUGCACGGCGCUGGUCGCAGCCUUGAACCGCUACUACGCCUUCGGCUCGGUCUUUGUGGAUGACGCGCAGUAA